This is a messenger RNA of Salvia splendens (bonfire salvia), 4294 nucleotides long. RefSeq names its product pre-mRNA-processing protein 40A. The record is from RefSeq and is a predicted model, not a curated record. Gene Ontology annotation, biological process: mRNA cis splicing, via spliceosome. Gene Ontology annotation, molecular function: protein binding; RNA binding. Gene Ontology annotation, cellular component: U1 snRNP; U2-type prespliceosome. The transcript has 28 exons. NCBI's taxonomy places the organism in Eukaryota, Viridiplantae, Streptophyta, Magnoliopsida, Lamiales, Lamiaceae. The coding region runs from base 266 to 3463 and encodes 1065 amino acids.
UUGCUGAUUGUUCUUAAAUUGCUCAAAUAUAGGUGUAUAUGUCAUCGUCGAAAUCAAACCCCCCCUCCUUCUAAUGCCCACCUAAAUCUUCUCCCUUUUCAUGUUACAAUCAUCCCGCUCGCCAUAUUUCUACCUCAAUUAAUGAUUAUUCUUCUCUUUUCUUGCUCUGAUUAAUCAUACGCCACAGCAGCUGUGGCUGCACCUGCUGCAUUCGCCAAACGGGGCUUCUUCGCUUCUAGCCCAAUAAAUUGGUCAUUUGCCUGAAAUGGCGAAUAACCCCCAGUCUGCAGGAAUGCAGUUUCGUCCUAUGAUUCCACCACCACCAUCACAGCCAUUCGGUCCAGUGGCUCCUCAGCAAUUCCAGCCAGGUGGUCAGUCAAACAUAGGGAUGCCUCCUCAUCCUCCCCAACUCCAGUAUCCUCAAGCAGUGCCACCUCUACCAUCUCAGCUACCCCCGUCAUCACAGCCGCCUCCACCAUCACAGCCGCCUCCACCAUCUCAGCCACCUCUGCCAUCACAGCCACCGCCACAAAGAGCUGGUCUUCCAGGGCAUAGUUUGCCUCAAGGACCACCACCACCUCCACAGCCCGAUUUCCAGCACAACAGAGUUGUGAUGUAUGCUUCUCCUGCACAACUACAAUUCUCUAAUAAUUACUUGCAAAGUUAUGGUGGUCCAAGAGUCCCUCAUAUGCCAUACAACUUAUCAUCAUCAUCUGGGGGUCAACAACAAAUGAAUGUAGCCCCAAGUGUUCAGCACCUACCGAUGUCCCAAACAGAUACGCCAAACUUCCCUUCUGGAGGACAAUCUUGGUUUCCUUCUGGGAGUCAAGAUAUGCAAUCAACUAUGAUUAUGCAACAAACUGUGGAGCAAAGUUCUGGAGAACAAGCAUGGUUUUCAACUGGGAACCAGAACAUAAAGCCUCUAACGCCUUUGCAGCAGAACGGGGAGCAAAACUCUGCAGGACAACAGUGGUUGCCUGAUGGAACUCAUAAUAUCAAAUCUGCGACUCCUCAGUUGGCUGAGGAACGAAGUGCUGGAGUGGUGAAAAAUACUAUGCCUGGUGGCCCUGACCUGGAUGAGAAAGCUUCUUCGGAUUGGAGAGAACACACAACUCGUGAAGGGAAAAAAUACUUCUACAACAAAAGGACAAGGAUUUCUUCAUGGGAGAAGCCAUUAGAGUUGAUGACACCAACUGAGAGGGCCGAUGCAUCUACGGACUGGAGAGAAUUUACUAGUCCUGAGGGGAGAAGGUUUUACUUCAAUAAGGUGACUAAACAAUCUAAAUGGCGUAUGCCAGAUGAAGUCAGGUCAUCUCGUGAGCGGAUGAAUACGACUCUGCAGGAAGAAACACCCACAGUAAGGGAUGCUAAUUCACAUGCUUCUGCUGCUCUUUCCGCCUCUGCAAAUGAAGCAUCAACUCCCAAUACAAAUAAUUUAUCUGUGUUGCCCCAAGAAGUGGUGGUGUCAAGCCCUGUGUCGGAAACACCUACUGUUAAUCCUGAACAUGCAGUGGCUUCUGAACCAUCAAUCACACAAGAGGACACUGCUAAUUUAGCAUCAGAUGACACACCGCUGCAUGCCCCACAGGAAAUUGCUGCAUCAGUGGUUCAAUCAGAAACACCUGCACCUAAUGCUACCCCCACUGCCUUUACUUCUCCUAUGGAAAUGCCAGAUAAAUCUCCUCAGGAGGCUGCGUCUUCAUCCAUAAAAACUUCUGGUGGGGUUACAGAGGAAGAAAAUAAAACUGCAGUGGGUGGAGGCAUUAAUGCACCCGAAGGGAAAAAGCUAGAGCAUGUCCCUGUGGUUUAUGAGAGUAAAGAGGAGGCAAAGAAUGCUUUUAAAGCUCUUUUGGAGUCUGCUAAUAUUGGAUCUGACUGGACUUGGGACCAGGCCAUGAGAGUGAUAAUAAAUGACCGGAGAUAUGGUGCACUAAGGUCUCUUGGAGAAAGAAAGCAAACUUUCAAUGAGUUUGUGGGGCAAAGGAAAAAACAGGAAGCUGAAGAGAGACGUUUUAGACAGAAGAAAGCAAGACAGGAUUUCAAGAAAAUGUUACAGGAAGAUAAAGAUUUGACAUCAUCGACGAGAUGGAGCAAAGCAAUAUCUAUGUUUGAGAAAGACGAACGUUUUCAAGCUAUUGAACGGGCUAAAGACUGCGAAGACAUCUUUGAAGAGCAUUUAGAGGAGCUUAAGAAAAAGGAACGAACAAAGGCUUUGGAGGAGCAUAAGCGUCAUAAAUUGGAAUAUUUGGAAUUUCUAAAAUCCUGUGACUUUAUCAAGGCAAGUAGCCAAUGGCGAAAAGUGCAACACCGUGUAGAAGCUGACGAGAGAUGCUCACGCCUUGAAAAGAUAGAGCGUCUGGAAAUCUUCCAGGAAUACAUUAGGGAUCUAGAGCAGGAAGAAGAGGAACAAAGAAAAUUGCGAAUGGAGGAACAGAGAAAAGCGGAGCGUAAAAAUCGUGAUGAGUUUCGGAAGCUACUGGAAGAACAUGUAGCGAAUGGCAUUCUUACAGCCAAUUCUCGUUGGCGAGAGUAUAGCACAAAGAUUAAAGAUGCUCCGGCAUUUCUAGCUAUAUCUUCAAACGAAGCAGGCUCCUCUUCGAAAGAUCUAUUUGAUGAUGUUAUUGAUGACCUUGAGAAACAGUAUAUGGAGGAUAAGGAGAAAAUCGAAGAAGCCAUGAAGACUGAAAAGCUAUCCUUAUCGUCGACUUGGACUUUUGAAGACUUCGAAAGCUUACUUUCUAAAGAGCGAGGCUCAAAACCAGUAUCAGAUAUCAACCUGAAGCUCAUAUUUGAUGAGUUAAUGGAAAUUGCCAAGGAGAAAGAGGAUAAAGAAGCUAAGAAGCAUAAGCGCCUCACAGAAGAUGUUUAUCGCUUCUUUUUUACUUCAAAGGAAAUAUCAUCAUCUUCCAAGUGGGAGGACUGCAAAUUUCUUGUUGAAGAUAGGUUUGUGGGGGAAGAGAGUUUUUUUGAGGAAAUUUUCAAUAAAGUCAUUCUCGAUCUUAAAGAAAAGACAAAGGAAAAGGAGCGAAAGCGGAAAGAGGAAAAGGCGAAAAAGGAGAGAAAAGAUAAAGAGAGGAGGGAAAAAAGCAGAAGUAGUAAAGACAGAGGAAGUGGUAGCAGAAAGACUAAAGACAGACGCAAGAUUGAUGAAACAGAUAGCGAUGGAUCUGAUUCGUAUAGUCUAGAAGAGACAAAAAGUUCAAGGGACAGGAGCAGGAGGCAUAAGAGGCAUUCAGAUGACAUGAGUUUCGAUGAUGACGAGAAAGACCGUCCGAGAUCUCAUAGACACAAUGCUGAUUCCAAAAAACCGAAGAAGGCUGAGAAGCAAUCGUCAAGUGGUGAAGCAGAAACGUACAGCCAAAGCAAGAAACAGAAGAGGGACCACAGGGAUGGUUCUAAUAAACAUACUGAUAACGAGGAACAUAAAAGCCGGGAAUUUGGUGAGGAUGGAGAGGUCCAGUAGCUUCUGCAAGCUUCACAACUAAUGUGCUUGUGCUAUUAAUUUGUCUGUUGUCUGUUUACUAUAUUCUAUAACUCCCAUAGGAUUAUUUAGUUUCUGUCCGUCCUCAACCUAUAGUAGUUUAAGCUUAAUCGAAUGCUCUGUUAGUUAGUCUCUACAGUUUACCUUUUAGAUUCUAGCCAGUGAUGGUAACUUCAUUUUUAAUCAUAGUUGGUUUUCUAGUGGCAUUUUUGCUGCACUUUGAGGGGCCAUUUUGCUCAAAUUUUUUCGAAGUGUGCUUCUUCGUUCCAAUUGCUCCUAGAUAUGUGUGUAUUAGUGCCGUUUAUCCCUCUAGGAUUUUGGAGAACUUAGAUUGAUUCAGAUCAAGAUCAAAGACUGCUUCUGUGAAACAUAUGUUUGAAGAAUAGCUCGCAUUUUGAUAUCUGAUAAAAAUUGCGUGCUGGUCGAGUUAUAUACUAACCGUCCCUUUCUCCAUUAUGUUGCUGUGCAUUGAGCUGUGGAGUGCUCUGCUUCCACUUUCCUGCCAAUAGACACUUGCUUUAAGCUUCGAACAUUGCUGUGAUGGCUGUCAGAAUGGGAGGGAUAAACUUGCCAAGACGAAGAAGGUGAGCUAGUUUCGUCUCUUCAUUCAUUAAAACGUGAUUCAUGUUACUAAUUUUUAGGGGGAGAGGUUAUAAGAUUUCAAAAAAAGUUGCAUCUCUGUAAAUGAUCAUUAAAAAAUUCCUAGACAUUGUGAUGCAAUUUUUCUGUUACAUUUACUAUUGUUUAGGGAGAAUUAUCCAGUUGUAUGCUAAUAGCAAACUCAACGUUAAUAAGAUAUUUAUUGUUUGAGUA